Messenger RNA from Meloidogyne enterolobii, 817 nucleotides. NCBI's taxonomy places the organism in Eukaryota, Metazoa, Nematoda, Chromadorea, Rhabditida, Meloidogynidae. The record is from the annotation of a GenBank genome assembly.
UGGUCUUGUAAUUCACCGAGAUAGUAAAGAAAACAAUCCUGAGACGCCUUUUAAAUUUACUCAGGAGAAUUUGAAGAAGAUUGAGUCUUUGCUUGCAAACUUUCCUGAAGGUCACAAGGUUGUUUUGAUUAUUUUUGUUUUUUGUAGGGUUAAGUUUGUAAGGCAUUUUUAACAUUUUAUUGGAGGGUUUAAGUGAUUUGGGUUGGCUACUAAUUUUUAAAUAUUUUUAUUAAACCUUGUCAUUUUGUAGCAAGCUGCUCUUCUUCCAGUCCUUGAUUUGGCGCAACGCCAAAAUAGAUGGCUGCCAAUCUCUGCUAUGCAUGAAGUUGCUCGGAUUUUGGGUAUUUUAACUCCUGUAAUUAUUAAAUAAAAGUUUUUCUCAGAAAUUCCAAGGAUGCGAGUUUACGAAGUAGCAACUUUCUACACGAUGUAUAACAGAGAACCUGUUGGCAAAUACUUUAUUCAACUUUGUGGGACAACUCCUUGUAUGCUUCGCGGGGCUGAAACUAUUAUGGAAGCUAUUUGCAAAAAACUUGAAAUAAAGCCUGGGGGUACAACUAAAGAUGGAUUAUUUACUGUUAAGGAAGUUGAAUGCCUUGGUGCUUGUGUAAAUGCUCCAAUGGUUCAGAUAAACGAUGAUUAUUAUGAGGAUUUAACUGUUGACGAUAUUAAUGAAAUUAUUGAUGAUCUUAAAAAUGGGAAGAGACCUUUGCCUGGCCCGAAAAGUGGAAGAUUGGCGUCUGAACCUAUAAAAUCAAAAACUUCGUUAACAGAACCUCCAAAGGGACCUGGUUUUGGUAUUCAAGAAGGAUUGUAG